This is a messenger RNA of Darwinula stevensoni, 327 nucleotides long. NCBI's taxonomy places the organism in Eukaryota, Metazoa, Arthropoda, Ostracoda, Podocopida, Darwinulidae. The record is from the annotation of a GenBank genome assembly.
AUGGAGCCUGAGGAUUCCCCGAGAGAUGAUGCAGGGAUGAAACCGGGUUCCCCGAAGGACUUCACGCUUCACAUCGCCGCCGACCCUCGUCCCGUGCACGUCUCCGUCUCUCCCUCCCCCUUCGACGUUACGAGUUCCAGCUUCUCCCACCUUUUCGCUCCUGUUGCGUGCCGCCUCGCUCGGUUCUGUGAUCGUCGCAGUGCAUACACCCUCUACCGCUUUUGGUUCAUUCCACCGCUGCGUUUUCUUGCCGGAAUGUGGAGGUCAGGAAAGGCAGAAGAGUUGGAGAAGGAGACGUAGCGGGUCUGCGGUCUCCCUCAGUGACAC